GAUGCCAACCGCCGUUAAACCUCAUCUAAGAAAAAGACAGUUGCGUCAUCAUCUGAAAUGCACUGCGAGUGUCAGUUUGUUUGAUAGAUAAACAAGAACUACAUAACCUUAAACGAUUGCAAGGAAAAACAUAACUCGUAUUCUGGUGUGACCAUGGGGAAGGCCUUCUCCCUCCUGUCCAAGCAGGCAUGCUACGAUGACCCCCUGACCACCACACAGGACGAUGAUGGGAAGAGAGAGGACAUGUCCCAGUUCCCCUACGUAGAGUUCACAGGCCGGGACAGCGUCACAUGUCCCAGCUGCCAGGGCACUGGGAGGAUACCUAGAGGCCAAGAGAACCAGCUGGUGGCAUUGAUUCCAUACAGUGACCAGAGACUCAGGCCCAGGAGAACGAAGCUGUAUGUGACGGCCUCAGUGGCUGUGUGUCUGCUGCUGUCCAGCCUGGCUGUUUUCUUCCUAUUCCCUCGUACCAUAGACGUCUCUUACGGGGGCGUGAAGUCUGUCUUCGUCACCUACGAUGAGGAUAAGCGGAUUGUCUAUCUCAACGUGACAAACACUCUGAACAUCACCAAUAACAACUACUACAGUGUAGAGGUGUCUAACAUCACAGCCCAGGUCCAGUUCUUCAACACGGUGAUCGGGAAGUCCCGCAUCAAUAACAGCACCGUUAUCAGUCCUCUGGGCUUGCAGCAGGUUGACUUCAUGGUUCCCACCAUUAUAGCAGAUGAGAUGAGCUACAUGUAUGAUUACUGCACCCUACAGACCAUAAAGGUGCACAACAUUGUGGUUAUGAUGCAGGUGACGGUGACCACAGUGUACUUUGGCCACAUGGAGCAGGUCACUCAGGAGAUGUACCAGUAUGUAGACUGUGGAGGUAACACCACCACUGUGAGGGGAGGCGCAGCCCAAGGUGUCUAAUGCCCCAAUACCUCCAGAGUAACUCCCAUACUUGCCCCCGUGCCCUACCUGAGCCCGGUCCUGGUGAGGGUCCUUGGAUGCUAGUCUUUCAUCAGGGAUCUAGGAAACCUGCCAAAUCUGGAGAGCUACUGUGUGUGUAGGCUUUUGUUCCAGCCCUUCUCUAACACAGCUGAUCAGUUGGAUAUAGAAUGUUAGACCAGGGAUAAACGUGUCCACCCAGUAGCUCUCCAGGAGGAAGGUUAGCCACCCCAGCCGAAGAUGGUACACUUUCUCCUUCCUCUUCACCAUCCAUCUACUGAUGAAGACCCCACUGUCAUGCAUUUCUGUGUUAGCUUACUGUUUUGUUGGGAGUAUAUGCCAAAUGUGCAGUUGAGGGGAAGAAUUCAACCUGUCACUGUGACAAUGUAACAUUUCACAAUGCCACUCCAGACUCCUCCAAACCACUUUGAACUGUAAAUGUAUAUGAAGUAAUAGCACUUUCCUGUCUAUGGAUGAAGAUAACCUCUGAAAGAGUUCUCUCAGUAAUCUGAUCUCAAAUAAUUAUGAUAGUCAGAGAAGUUGAACCAACAGAUCUGGGACCAGUCUUCUAUUCUCAAAGUUGGACCUGUUGUAACACUAUAGUGUGUAUUAUUAUGACAUGAAUCUAGUCCAUUUAAAUCUGCUGAUUAAUUACAAUCCCCUAUAUAGCACUACUAGGGCUCUGUCCAAAGGUAGUGCGCUAUAUAGGGCCCUCAAACUCAACUCUGGACCUCAAAGCCAGUUCCACUGUGUUUUGUUUCAUUGUUCCCCUCUAGUCAUGGACUGCUUUAGACCUGGGACAACAGGUGGGGUGCAAUUAUCAGGUAGAACAGGAAACCAGCAGGCUCUGGACCUUGUCGGGUAAGAGUUGAAUCCCCCUGAUAUAGGAAAUAAGGUGCCAUUUGAGAUGAAGCCAGAAUGUGGCGUUUCCAGGAUUUCUCAGCUUGUAAUGACCAGGUUCUCCUUUAGAGGGCAGUCUGUACAAUAUGUGAAUUUGGACCAGUUUACUGUGAUCUGUUGUGUGUGAUCCGUUGACGUGAAUUAAGGCUUAUAUCCCUGAAAUUGAGUAAUUUAAGAUAUUAAGUUCCUUCUGCCACUCUGUUCCCAAUUGGUAAAAUAUUGAUUGAUUGAUUGAUAGUGAUUCCUUAUCAGUAAUUUACUCCUCUCAGUUUGUGCCUACGAGGGAGUUGCGUAAUGUUUUGUGAUCCCUACCUACUGCUGAUUUGUAUUUGACCAACUGAAUUUUUACAUUCCAUCUGAUCCAUUUUCAUGAUAUACAUAGAGGAUUUAUUAAUAACCUGCAAGGCACUGCGUUUUGAUAAUUUACUUCCCUUCCUAUCAAACUCAGUUGAAGAGUUUGUAGAACUACCUAGAUUUAAUGAAAACCUGUUUUUAAUACAACUUUUGUAAUAUGAUUCCUACCUACGUUGUAGAGAACCUUUUUGAAAUAUGAACUCAAAUUAAUAUAAACUACCCUCUUUCAUAGAUAUAAAUAUACCUUGAUUUUCUUAAUAAAUAAUCAACUGUAGUUUGCCAUUGUAAUUAGCAGUUUCCUAGGUUAUCGUAGAGCACAAUUAAUUUUGUUUUUGUUCCUAAUCAAGCACCUUAAUUGUGUAUGGAAGAGUGGUUCAGCUUUUGAUUGAAUGUUAGGAUCGAGUGAAGACUUGAAAUACUAUUGGUACAUCAAGAAGAGUGGUUUGAUGAUCUGACGAGGUUGUUCUUUCUGAAUGUCUACUUCUGUCGGGUAGAUACAUUAUUCUGAUUAACAACUAUUUGACUAGAUGUAAAUACAAGCUGUUUUUAAAGAGUAUAAAUGUAGUUUUUAUUUAUUUGCUUUUCAUCAUAUAUUAAAUUGUUUGUCCUA
Messenger RNA from Salmo salar (Atlantic salmon), 2800 nucleotides. Its product is annotated as transmembrane protein 106B. NCBI's taxonomy places the organism in Eukaryota, Metazoa, Chordata, Actinopteri, Salmoniformes, Salmonidae. The record is from RefSeq and is a predicted model, not a curated record.